AUGGCUUCGCCUUACGCCUUGCCAUCUUCUGCCCUCCCGCACGCCCAUCAGCAUCACAUUCACUCUCAGUCGCACCCACACUCCCUCUCCCCAGGGCCAAGGAGUGCCUGGCGAAGCUCGAUGUCGAGAGAUACGCUUCAGGAGGAGGCGGCUCGCGGCUUCGACCGCGGACACUCGCACUCCCGCCAUCCCUCGCGCAACCGGCCGAGCUCCCAGGCCUCCAACGCCAGCGGCGUCUCGCUGAUGCGAGGGAAGAUUGCGCCCGUCACCCUCGACACCUUGGAAGGAUGGGCGCCCGAGAAGUCGGCGUCGCUGCCGAAGCACGAGCACCAUCACGAUCACGAUCACGACCACGACCACGAUCACGACCACGACCACGACCACAGCCACAGCCACAGCCACAACCAGCUCCAUCAGUUCCAAUUUCACGUCACGCAAGGUGAUGACGCUGGCGUGCACAGUCCCGGCCACGGCCUCGUCCACGCCCACGCUCACGCCAACGACGAGAAGACGCCACGGUCUCGCUUCACCAGGGCCAUUCUUCCCUACACGACCCAGAUUCCCAUCCUCCACGCCAUCCUAGCAGAGAAAGACUCGAGACGGAUUUUCUACUUCAUGACGCUCAACUUUUGCUUCAUGGUCGUCCAGGCCUUUUACGGCUACGUCACCGACUCUCUCGGGCUCCUCAGCGACAGCAUACACAUGUUCUUCGACUGCGUCGCCUUGCUGGUCGGCUUGCUGGCGGCCGUCAUGAGCAAAUGGCCCCCAAGCCAGAAGUUUCCGUAUGGGUUUGGCAAGAUUGAGACGCUCAGCGGCUUCGCCAACGGCAUCCUCCUCAUGCUGCUAAGUGUCGAGAUCGCCUUCGAGGCCUUCGAGCGGCUGUGGGAUGGCACCAAGACGAAGCGUCUGGGGGAGCUGUUGAUCGUCAGCAGCCUCGGCCUCGCCGUCAACCUGGUGGGCAUGAUGGCGUUCGGCCACCAUCACCACGGGCAUGGGGACUCGGGGCACGACCACAGCCACGACCACAGCCACGACCACAGCCACGAUCACGGACACGGACACGGCGAGAAGCACACGCACGAGGGCCACAGCCACAGCCACAGCCACGGCUGCGGAUCGCUCGACAACGAAAACAUGCACGGCAUCUACCUGCACGUCCUCGCCGACACGCUCGGCAGCGUCUCGGUGAUCGUGUCGACGAUCCUGACGAGCCUUUGGGGUUGGUCCGGCUGGGAUCCGCUGGCCUCGUGCCUGAUUGCCGUCCUCAUCUUCCUCUCGUCGAAGCCGCUGGUGGUCUCGUGCGCGAAGCGGCUGCUGCUCAGCGUGCCGGAGGAUGCCGAGUACAACUUGCGCAACUCUCUCGGCGGCAUCCUGCAGCAGCGCGGCGUCACGAGCUACACGGCUCCGAAGCUGUGGCUCGACGACCGGACGGGAAGCGGAGCGGGUAGCACCAAGCUCGUCGGCGUCGUCCACGUCACCGUGGCCCGGGGCAUCUCCAUGGACGAUGCGCGAGACCGGGUGCGGCUGUACCUGCUCGCCGAGGGCAUCGAUGUUGUCGUCCAGGUGGAGAGGGAAGGCGACCACGGAUGUUGGGCCGACGGGAGCUCGGCGUCUGCCUUGACCGUCGAGCGCUUCGGUCCAUCGGUGCCUCCGCCUUCCCCGACGGCAUCGAGCUGGGCGCAGCGAGCUGGCCGGGUCCGAAGCCCGCCGCCGUCACGCCUCCACGGCGCUUGA
Messenger RNA from Drechmeria coniospora, 1734 nucleotides. Its product is annotated as cation efflux family protein. Gene Ontology annotation, molecular function: zinc ion transmembrane transporter activity. Gene Ontology annotation, biological process: zinc ion transport; transmembrane transport; intracellular zinc ion homeostasis. Gene Ontology annotation, cellular component: membrane; Golgi apparatus. Bases 1 to 1734 code for a protein of 577 amino acids. Lineage: Eukaryota; Fungi; Ascomycota; Sordariomycetes; Hypocreales; Ophiocordycipitaceae. The record is from RefSeq and is a predicted model, not a curated record. The transcript is spliced from 4 exons.